AUGGGCUUUAGUUGGCAAUGGAGGUCAUGGGUGAAGGAGUGUAUUGGCACUGCGUCUAUGUUGAUCCUGAUAAAUGGCUUACCAUCGAAACCUUUCAAGAUGGAGAGGGGUUUGAGACAAGGUGACCCCCUAUCUCCAUUUCUGUUUGUUCUGGUUGUGGAUGUGCUGCAUAGGAUGAUAGGGGAGGCAGUCAGGAACCAACGUAUUUUGCCGCUGCUGAUUGGUAAGGACAAUAUAGAGUUAUCACAUCUACAAUUCGCAGAUGACACUAUAUUGUUCUGUCCACCAGAGGAGGAGACCAUCAGAAACUAUGCCAGUUUGCUAAGGUGCUUUGAGAUGACGUCAAGGUUAUCUAUUAACUUUGAUAAAUCAAGUUUAAUUCCAAUCAACUGCGAACAGUAG
Arachis stenosperma is the source of this 402-nucleotide messenger RNA. RefSeq lists its product as uncharacterized. NCBI's taxonomy places the organism in Eukaryota, Viridiplantae, Streptophyta, Magnoliopsida, Fabales, Fabaceae. The transcript has a single exon. The record is from RefSeq and is a predicted model, not a curated record. The coding region runs from base 1 to 402 and encodes 133 amino acids.